This is a messenger RNA of Papilio polytes (common Mormon), 1486 nucleotides long. RefSeq names its product transmembrane protein 135-like. NCBI's taxonomy places the organism in Eukaryota, Metazoa, Arthropoda, Insecta, Lepidoptera, Papilionidae. The transcript is spliced from 10 exons. The record is from RefSeq and is a predicted model, not a curated record. The coding region runs from base 185 to 1360 and encodes 391 amino acids.
AUUAUUUAAAUUCGUAUGUAAAAUUCAUAAUUUUCGUAAACUAUCUAAUUGAAUAAUAUUAUUGAUAUUGUAAUACUGAUUUUAUUACAAGCACAUGUUUCUCUUUACAAUUUUGUAAUAAUCAUUUGCGUUCAACAUUUUUAGGUUAUGCGGAUAUAAACUAUAAGACACUAAGGGAUUCACUAUGGUGGAAGUAAGUAAGCAUCUGUUCGACGAGAAAUGCAAGGAUGCUAGCUGUCAGAUAUUGCUGCACCCGUGGCAUUCCAAUUGCUUCAUAUCAACAAUACCGGCGUAUAAAAAUUCAUUUUUGGGCAGCGCGAAAUUUUAUUUAAUCAUACAUCUGGUACAAAAUGUGAUGCGUGGUAGAAAAGCAUUUAAGAAGAAGGAAAUAAUACAAAUGGGAGAAUAUUAUUUGAGAUCGACAAUUCUCGGUGGAUUGAUCUCAGGCAGUUGUGUUACAUUUGGUUGUUUAUUUAGGUGGCUUUUAGGUUACAAAAUGAAUUAUUAUACUUAUUUAUUUUUACCAAGUGUGAUAAAUGGAGUUUGCAUACUGCUGGAACCACCCAAUAGAAGAGGAUUGAUUAUAAAUUUAUUCUCUAACUUAACAAUCGAGUUUAUAUUAAGGAGCUGGGAAAGAUCUGGUCAUUUAACGCUGACUACAACUAAGAAAACUUUAAUGUUUAUGAUGGGUAGUGCUGUCCUGUUCUAUUUAUUGCGAUUAGAAGGAGAUAAAGCGUCUAGAACACCACUAUUGUGGUUAUUUACUCCAGAAAAAGUUAAACGUAAAACAGAUGAUACAAAAUCAUUUUGCCCCCACGAUGAUGUUUGUUGGAAAUACGUGUUGAAGGGUUCAGCAACUUAUUUUGGUGUCGGCGCUGCUGUAAGCCUAGCUCAAGUUGUUUUACCAAAAAUUACAUCUCCUUUAAAAGCCUUGUCCUCAAUCCGAGGAUCACAUUUGAAAUUGGCGCUUUUCUUUGGAAGUUAUAUCGGUAUUUACAGAUCUGUAAUAUGUUACUUGUGUCAAAAGCGAAAAGGUGACUCGGCUCUAUACGCCUUGCCGGCUGGGUACCUCGCCGGCUUGUCGUUCAUAUUUAAACCGAGUCUAGGCUUUGCGAUAGCCUCAUUAACUGGUGCUUUUAAGAUAUAUUCAACGACACUUUAUGAAAAGAAGAUAUUGCCAGAGAACAUUCCACUGCCCGUUAUAUUGUAUUGUCUUUGCCAAGGAACUCUCUUCCAUGCACGCUUUAUGCAUCCCGAUGUGUGUCCGAGUUAUGUUUUUAAACUUAUGAAAUCCGUCAGUAAUGGAACUUCUGAACAAAUUUAUUCAAAUUUUAUGGAGAUUCUCAAAACCCAAACGUAAUUUGUAUUUUUUUACGUGAUUUAUAAUUUAAUGGCAUUGGUGGAAAGGUUUACAAAUGUGAUAUUUUUAUAUAAAUAUCUUAAGGUUAUAUUUGUAUUUUUUUAAUAAAUAUUAUAAUUUAUUAUA